Ichthyophthirius multifiliis is the source of this 582-nucleotide messenger RNA. RefSeq lists its product as hypothetical. Lineage: Eukaryota; Ciliophora; Oligohymenophorea; Hymenostomatida. The transcript is spliced from 4 exons. The record is from RefSeq and is a predicted model, not a curated record.
AUGAGUGAAGUUUACGGAGAAAUAUUAGAUUUUAUGAUGAGAAGACCUAAGUAUUUCUAAAAAAGAAAUGAUUAUGGGAUUUAAAUUUUCGAUGAGAAUAUUAGUGUUAUUUAUGUAAGCUUAUUAAACCCAAUUGGAUCUGUUAAAAAGGUUUCAAAUAAUUUUUAGACUUUAUUUGGUUAUACUUAAAAACAAUGUAUAAAUAGAAGUAUUAAUGAAUUUCUUCCUUCUUAAAUUUAAAAAAGGCAUGAUGAUCUUUUAUAAAAUUUCAUUUAAAGAUUUAUUUGCCCCAUUUAUAUGAGAAUGAGACUAGAUUAAAUAUUAAAUAAUGACUUUGGUAUUACUUGUUUGAUAACUAAACUAUUAUAUUAAGACAGAGAAUAUAUUACUUAUAAUAAAAAUGGAAAAAUUAAGGAAAUUUCAGAAAAAGCAUUUAAAUAUUUGUUCUUAACAUAUACAUAAUUAAAUAAAGGAAUUAAGUAUAUAUAAAAAUGUCCCUUGGGCAAUGUAAACUAGAUCUAGUUAUUCUUAAGUUCUAAAAAAUGGAAUAUUAUUUUUUUUAAUGUAAAAAGACACAUUUGA